This is a messenger RNA of Pseudozyma hubeiensis SY62, 972 nucleotides long. RefSeq names its product possible transmembrane sensor/transporter. The transcript is spliced from 2 exons. Lineage: Eukaryota; Fungi; Basidiomycota; Ustilaginomycetes; Ustilaginales; Ustilaginaceae. The record is from RefSeq and is a predicted model, not a curated record. Bases 1 to 972 code for a protein of 323 amino acids. Gene Ontology annotation, molecular function: acetate transmembrane transporter activity. Gene Ontology annotation, cellular component: plasma membrane.
AUGCGGCGACAUGUUCGCCAGCAUGAACGCGAGAGUGUCCAUGUUGAUUGGUCCCAUAAGGAUCUGGUCAUGAGUCAAUCGAGUGCGACGGCAGUUGCUGUUCGAAUGGCAGACCGGAAAGGAUCGCCUGUUCUCAUGCUCAAAGGGCUCGGUGUGUGCAGUGUUCGGACUUGGAGUCGUGUACGGCGCAGUCUGUUCUGUAUAGUCAAGACGGAUGGAAGGUUCCACGCUUCAAGAGGAAAAGCCAUGUUUGCAAUGUCCGAGAUCAAGCAACAGGAAAACGGCUACCAGGGCGGUGCCCAGCCCAUCCGUGCGCUCACGCCCGGUGGACACCCCCAGGACUCGUCGCAGCCCGCCUUCCCCGUCUACCACCGUAGAUUCGCCAACCCUGCUCCUCUCGGUCUCUUCGGUUUCGCCGCCACCACCUUUGUCCUCUCCAUGUACAACGUCAAGGCCCGCGGCGUCACGGUGCCUAACGUCGUCGUUGGUCUCGCCAUCGGCUACGGUGGUCUUGCACAGUUCCUCGCCGGUAUGUGGGAGUUUGCGGCAGGUAACACGUUCGGUGCCACUGCCUUCUCCUCCUACGGUGCCUUCUGGUGGUCGUACGCCAUCAUCCAAAUCCCCUGGUUCGGUAUCGUCGAGGGCAACUACAACCCCAACGGUACUCCCGAGGCGCAGGUCGCCAACGCUCUUGGUAUCUACCUCGCCGCCUGGUUCAUCUUCACUUUCAUCAUGCUCCUCGCCAGUUUCAGGUCCUCGGUCGGUCUCGUCGCCCUCUUCUUCUUCCUUGACAUCACCUUCCUCCUCCUCUUCAUUGCCGAGUUCACUGGCAAAUCGGCCGUUCAGACCGCUGGUGGCGCCUUUGGUAUCCUGACUGCUGCCAUCGCCUGGUAUGUUGGUGCCGCUGGUCUCUUGACCCCAGACACCAGCUACUUCACCCUCCCCGUCAUCGAGCUUUCGCGCCGAGACUAA